This is a messenger RNA of Sclerotinia trifoliorum, 1724 nucleotides long. The record is from the annotation of a GenBank genome assembly. NCBI's taxonomy places the organism in Eukaryota, Fungi, Ascomycota, Leotiomycetes, Helotiales, Sclerotiniaceae.
AAGUCCGAGGUCUGGAUGUCAGACGUUUGGGAAACUAUUUCCACAUCACCAAGUAAAAUCUACGUAAGUGUAUCCUAGGCUAUACAAUUAAACCUUGCGGCCAUCGGUGUUCUACAUCCGUUCUAUCCUUCCUGUCUCCAAUUUGACUUUACCUCAUACCUUUCCCGCCCUUCCGCCCGCCGCCAGAUUACCUGCCCGCCAAAUACCACGUGAUAACGUCUCGAUUGGGUUUGGAGCUAAGCACCAGGCAAGCUCUUGCCGCGAAUACCUUAGAAUAUCAGCCUUGUCAACAAUUGUUCCAUAACGACAAAACUCCAUAACUCAAAAUUCAUCAUGCCUGCUACCACGGCAGAAACUCUCUCCCUCGUUACGAGAAAUGUAUCAGUUGCACCACUGGUAUUACUUUCAGCAGCAGAUCAUUACGGACGACAAGCGAAAGGCACGCGCAGACGUGUAGUUGGAGUCCUGUUAGGACAGAAUGAUGGAAAGAAUGUACGGGUAUCAAACAGUUUUGCUGGUAAGUUGGUUCUUUGGCAGCUUGUAUUUAGUGCUGGUUGUAGUUUUUUAAAUCAUACUAAUAGCAACUUCCAAUAGUCCCAUUCGAAGAAGAUGAGAAAGACCCAUCAGUAUGGUUUUUGGAUCACAAUUACGUCGAAUCGAUGAAUGAUAUGUUUAAGAAAAUCAAUGCGAGAGAAAAGCUAAUAGGAUGGUAUCAUACUGGGCCUAAACUGAGAGCUUCAGAUUUGGAGAUCAAUGAGUUGUUUAAGAGAUAUACUCCCAACCCGUUACUUGUGAUUAUCGAUGUUCAACCAAAGGAGGCUGGCGUACCAACAGAUGCUUAUUUUGCGGUAGAGGAGAUUAAGGAUGUAAGUUUGUUCUACUGAUGAAGCGAGUGGAUGAACACUAAUGAAAUUUAAGGACGGCACAACUACAUCCAAGACUUUCGUACAUACACCAUCGAUCAUCGAGGCUGAGGAGGCUGAGGAAAUCGGAGUUGAACAUUUACUUAGAGAUAUCAGAGAUGUGGCAGUUGGAACCCUUUCGACACGAAUCACAAAUCAAGUACAAUCAUUGCAAGGGCUACACGCACGAUUACGAGACAUUAGCCAAUAUUUACAAAACGUUCUCGAUGGAACUUUACCAGUCAACCAUGCCAUUCUAGGCAAUCUUCAAGAUGUUUUCAACCUCCUCCCUAAUUUAUCUACACCCAAAGCUUCCUCUCACAUUCCUAACGGCAUCGACGCACCUGUUGAGAAUAACAGCGAAUUAGCACAUGCUAUGAGCAUAAAGACCAAUGAUCAAUUGAUGGCUAUCUACUUAAGUAGUUUGAUCCGCGCCAUUACCGCCUUCCACGACCUUAUCGAAAACAAAAUUCAAAAUAGACAACAGCAAGAGGAGAAGGAAGCCAAGAAGGAAGAAGCCAAAGAUGAGAAAGACAAGAAGACUGAUGGGGUUGAAGGUGUGAAUGGAGAUGGAAAAGAGAGCAAGGAAGCGGAAAAGGAGAAAGAGGAUAAGGAAAAGAAGAAGUGAUGAUGGAAUGACAGAUGGAGUUGGUGAAUAUCUUUGGGUGUUUAAUGAGGUAUGGGCAUUCAGAACAGGGCAUGACAUAUGGCAUUUGAGAUGAGGUUGAAAAUGAUAUGUCAUUGUAUCAUAAAUUCAUAGCUUGCGAAUAAUAGCAGCUAUGCAAAGUUUUAAAUGUGACUUUAACACUCUAUACGUGCUCG